Molecule: messenger RNA, 2965 nt
Organism: Populus nigra (black poplar)
Lineage: Eukaryota; Viridiplantae; Streptophyta; Magnoliopsida; Malpighiales; Salicaceae
Exons: 5
Coding region: 204-1085 (293 amino acids)
Source: RefSeq, a predicted model, not a curated record
CUUCUUCGUAGUUUGCAAUUGUUAGUCAGAAGGGUUCGGAGGCGACGCCGUCAUAAAAACCCUAGCGAUUUGGUUCGAUUCAGUUAGGGUUUUUCUCUUAGAUUUCUAGCGAACCAGAGAAACAAAAUUUAUUUUAUUACUUGUCAAUACCCAUUUGAUAUUCGGUCGGGUAAAUCCGGUUUCAGAUCCAGAUUCAUUAAACAAUGUCUCGGUGCUUUCCUUACCCGCCUCCGGGCUACCAGAUCGAGUCGAUCAAGAUCCUAAAGGAAAAGGAGAAGUCUGUAACAGAAAGCCAUAAAGAUAUAAAGAAGGAGAAGAAAGAAAGAAGGAAGCAUAGGAAAGAAAACAAGGACCAAAUAUGUUAUACUGUGGGUAAGUCUCAUCAAAAGGGGAAAACCUUCCUUCCAAGGGAAAAAAAGGAAGAAGCUGAAAAGAGUGAUCUUACUGAAGAGCACAAUGAGCCCGUAUGCCUUCAGAAUAUUUGCUAUUUGUCUGAUGAUGGCAUUCGGAGCAACAAGAAGAGGAAAUUGGAACAAGCAACUAAUGAUGACAAACCCCGUAAUGUCUUCCGCAUUAGGUUACCCUUGACAAGGCAUAAAGAGCCAGAUGUACCUCUCAAUAGUGAAGGGUUGUGUUCUACUUCGGGAAGGGCAGAUUCUGUUUCUGGGCAGAAUGAAGGUGUCCAUUUAUCCCAUCAAGAAACUGUCAAUUCAAAGGCAGGUACUGUUGUUGGGGAACUUGCAUCUCCAGAAAAAAUGCCUUGCAUUUCAGUUUCAGAGAAGAAGAGUACUGUUUGCCAUGAAUCUGGGAUUUCUCGGUUCAAAUUGCCCAAUAAGAAGAUGCGGAAAGCAGACUCACCAUACAAAGUCUUAAUUGAGGAUUGGGUUUCACCACCUCCUCAGUUUGAGCUUAAUGAUUCUGAUGAUCAAGAAUGGCUUUUUGAGGCCUCAAAGCGAGAAAGGCAUGGAAACAAGAUACUAAAUGCUUGCCGUGAUGUCUUGUGUCACGAAAGUUCUUUGUUUCCACGCGGGCAUUACUUGCCUGAAGCUGAUGUAUACGCAUUACCUUAUACUAUUCCAUUUUGAUGUGAAGCACUGAGCAACUGUAAUCUGUUCAUGGUCUGAAAUUUUUUUGUGAGGUGGCCAUGAGCCAAUUUUGAAUAUGUAGUGCAGAUGUUUCUAUUGAUAGGAUAGGCAUAGGAUGUUGUUUAGAGAGGGAAACAUGUACAGUGACUUCUAAAUCAUGGCGGUUUUUCUUAUAAAAAAUGUGUGCAUCUCCCUUUCUAGCAAUCUUUGCUCUUAUUUCUUGCAAUGACUGAAAUUCAUUCGGUUGGCCAAGCAAGUAAUAACAGUCUAUCUGAAAUUCAUACAGUUGCCCCCAAAUUCAGUCUGAUGCAGAGUUUUCGCAGCCAGAAACAUUCUAUGCAUUGGAACAUUUGUGAAGCCCCAUCUGACUUGAGAUCUCGUAAUGCUUUUGAGUUUGGCACUCUCUAGUAGUGCCCUUUGCAGGAUCUUUAAUUUGGCCAUUAAUCUAUGCUUGUCUGAAGGGAUUUGCUGCAUCUUUGGCUUGUUUGCUUGGUUGUCAAUUCUAUCCCAUUUCGGAGAAAAAAAAAGUUUUCGGUUAAAAUUAAAUUUGCAACAGUGCCCCUCGAUCUAAACAACACUGGACGAUGGAAAAGCACCCUUAAGUGAAGGGCAUUAUCGGCAAAAGAACCGAUCUCACGCCUUUAUCUAUUCACCCUUCGCUCUCUGUCCUCUUUAGAUGCUCGGACUUUUAGGAGGUUAAACGAAAGCCAUUUUAGAAACCCUAGCCCUCACUCAGCGAUUCGAUUAAAAAUCCUCGAGCGAGGCAGCCAGUUUAAGAUUUUUGUAUAUUCAAUCAGUUUUCCAUAAUUUGCUAUCGAUUGAUUAACUAAAGAGAACAGUUUUCCUUUAAUACCCUUUACAAUAUUGGAGGAUUGGUUUUCAGUCACCAAGCAUAUAUCUGGUGAAUUAAGCAAUGUCUCGGUGCUUUCCUUACCAGCCUCCGGGCUACGUUACCGAAUCGAUUAAGCUCCAAGGGGAGAGUUUCGAGAAGGGAAAGCAUGAAGGGAGAAAGAGGGGGGAGAAGAAAGAAAGAAGGAAGCAUAGGAUAGGAAACAGUGAGGAAAGAAGUCGUGUUGGUGAUAAGUUCCAUCAAGAGGACAAAAGGUUCCUUCCAAAGGAAAGAGGAGAAGAAGAUGAAAAGAGCGAUCUUACUGAGGAAGAUAAGCAACCUCUGUCCUCUCAGAGCCUUUGCUACUUGUCUGAUGGUGGCAAAACUCAUGGUACCAUCGUUCGAAUUCAGCUGCCAUUGAGAAGGCAUAGAGAGCACGAUGCACCUGUUAAUGGAGCAGGGUUGUGCUCUUAUUUGGGAACAGCGGAUUCUGUUCCUCAAAAGAAUGAAAUUGUUGAAACUUCUUUGAGAUCACAUGAUCAGGAGAUGCGGACAGCAGAAUCACUUCACCAAGAUUUGAUUGCGAAUUUGGAGGAAUCUUUUCAGUUUGAGCUGAACAAUCUUGUUGAUCAGGAAUGGCUUUUUGGGACAACAAAGCAAGACAGGCAUGGAUACAAAAGAUUGAAAGUGUGCCAUGAUGUCUCGUGCCAUGCUGAUUCUACUACGAGGCUGUGUGCGCAAUACUUACCUGAGGCAGAUGUUUAUGGAUUACCUUAUACAAUUCCAUUUUAAUUUUGAGGAAAAUAUUAAGCAUAGUCAAGAACUUGUAAGAAGUUCGUGGUGCCCAAUGUUUUUUUGUUGAGGUGUACAUGAAUGAGCCUGAUGGGGCAGUAUUUAGAGUCGAUGCAGGAAUUGCUAAUUUGAGACAAUAGGAGUUGGAAGCUGAGAUAGCCGCUGUCAUUUACUUGUAUUUCAUUUACAUCUGAUACAAGUUUCUUUCUUUUCUUUUCAUUUUUAUUCAACCAUCUUAUAAAAUUCAUUAUUUUGCUAA